CGACAAGUCAGUCUACGGAUGAACGUUGAGAAGGGAGGGUGUUUGCUCCAUUCCCAAAGCCCCAUCCCCAACGCUGCGCAUCCCCAUUUGCUAUUGUUCCAUCUUACCAACUACAUGAACAAAGUAUCUAAGCACAUCAUUUCCACUGUGAUAUAAAGAAGCCUAACCACUGUACGCCCUCACUCUUUCCAUAUGCGUUGCAAAAUAAAUUCAUAUUAUAAUUCAUUUUACGUACUUAUAGAUUUGCACGCUACCGCAGUGGCGUGUGGCGAGUGUGCGGUGAGCGUGAUUCACGAGUGGUGGUGGUGCACAUUGGCGGUAUUGAGGUAGUAACGAUAAGAUGCUGACGAACAAUGGUAAUGGUAGUAGUGGCAGUGAUAUGACAGGAAGCUGUAAAGUGAUGGAAGUGGUGGUUCCUACCCAAGUGCACAAUUGACGACAUCGCAAGUGUUCGUUAUAAUAUGGUUUAAAGCAGCAGCAUCGUUACAGUCUCCAGCACCUCCUCCGCCUCUUCCACUCCCUCCUCCUUCUUCUGCACCUGCUCUUCGUCGUCGUCUAGAACCGUCAUGGAGAUCAACAGAAGCCUACUCCCCGUCAAGGGCCAUUUUUUCCUCUACUGGGGAUUCAUGGCCUCCGCCCCGCCCUUCGUGAUGGUGGUGGCGCGGCAGAUGGGCGUCCCACUGAAUGUGCAGGGCGUCGUGUCGGGAGUGGUCAUCGCCGCCGCUGUGCUCGCCCGCCCACUCAUCGCCGCCUUCGUCGAUACCUUCCCCUCCAGACGGAAAGCCAUCUUCCUGGUCCUCAUCUGCCUCAUGAUCGCGUCCUACAACCCCCUCGGCUACCUCCCGCCCCUGCAGCCCCCGCCCCGUCUCUCCGGCAGCCUCCUCCCGCCUCCCCACGGCCUGAACACGCCACUCCUCGUCGUCCCCCCAAACCACCAUCACCAGCGUUAUCGCCAAGACGAGUGUGUGGUCACCUCGGCCUGGGACUGCUUCGCCUUUCCUCUCAGCAGUACCCAAGAAGAGGAGGAGGAGUCCCUUUCAGGCACCCCCGACACCGAGCUCAGAUUUUCCCUAAGACUCUUCGAAGAAGGUCGUCACAAAGAGUUCGAGGAAGGCGAAAAUAGCCAUGAAGAAGGUAACAGUGGGUCUAGCAAAAGCGAAAAGUAUGAAGAAGAGAAAAACAAGCUUGGAUACUCUAAAAAUAACUUUGGAGGAGAAACUAGGCUUGGAGAAGGCGGAAAUGAGCUUGAAGGCGAAAACAAACUUGGAGAAUUCGAAAACAAGUUUGAAGAGGAUCAGAACAGCCACACAGGGGAUCAUAAAGGUACAGUCUUGCAUGAUGAAGUGAGGGAGCAAGUGAUGGCCGUAAGGAGAUGGUGGGGCCUCGAUUCUAAUGAGACUUUGGUUUACGUGGUCGAGGGCUCAUCCGAAUGGCGCUUCACUAAUGUAUACAACGUGAGCGUGAGGUGCCUGGGGGGCGAACUGGGGACGUUGGAUGCUGACGGGGCUGCGCAGGAGGGGAGCUGCGAGCCUGCUAUCCUGAAGGAGGGUGGUUUCUGGGUGUAUGUGCUCUGCCUCCUCGCCUCCUACAUCACCGCCACCACCGUCGAGUCCAUCUCCGACGCUAUCUGCUGCGACUCUAUAGGCGAGGGCGGGGAUUACGGGCGGCAGCGGGUGUGGGGCGUGCUGAGCUAUGGAAUGCUGGGUGCCCUGAGCGGCGUGCUGGUGGACUGGCGCUCCGGGGAAUGCACCGUCAGGGACUACAGGGCGGCCUUCCUCCUCAUGACCGCCUGUGGGACCCUCGACUUCCUUCUCUCUGCCGCGUGUCUGAAGGUGCCCAAGCUGGAGCUACAGCGGAAGGGCGUGUGGACCAAUCUCAGUUCUCUCCUCCGCCGGCUACACUUCGCCGUCUUCCUCGUCACCGCCCUCCUGACAGGCUUCUUCGAUGGUCUUGAUACUGGCUUCCUCUUCGUGCUGCAAGAGGACAUAGCAGAGGGGAGAGGCACUGGGAGUAAAUACCUCAACGCAGCACAAGGCUUCACGUUGCUGGUUCAGGCCAUCGCUGCCAUCCCCUUCAUGUUUGUGGGAGACUCGUUAGUGAGAAGAUUCAGCGCCGAGAGAGUGAUGAACGCCGUGCUCUUCCUGUAUUCCAUACGCCUGCUCAGCUUGUCCGCCGCCAGCUACUUCGGCGUCUUGUGGUGCACCGUGGUCGUCGAGGUCAUCAACGGUCCGUGCUUCGGCCUCGGCUACACCGCCAUCGUCAUCCAUGCCGCCGCCUUAGCUCCUCGUGGCCUCUCCACCACCGUCCAGAGUGUGGUGGGAGUAUGCUAUGGCACUCUGGGUUACGCGGGGGCCAGCUUCGUGGGCGGUAUCGUGUACGAGUUAGUGGGCAGCCAGAGGCUCUACCUGCUAACGGGCAUGGCGGCACUCUGCACCUGGACGCUCCACUUGGCCCACCUGAAGCUAUGCCCGCCCAAUAUCAAGGCAACAAAAUUCAAGAUGGCCGAGGGGGAGCAACAAGAGGAACCUGAAGUCUUGCAGGUCACGGUGGGACGUGAUGGGGACACCACCGAGGCUCCCCGACGAGGAGGGACCGAAGGGGAACUGCUGAAGAAGGAAAAGAAGGUUGUUGAAAGGGGGGAAGGUGAGGAGACAAUUGAAAAGGGAAAGGAGGAGGAGGAGACAGAUGGAAAGGGAAAAGAUAAGAAGGAAAUUGCUGAAAACGGAAAAGAGAGGAAGAAGGAGGAGGAGGAGGCCGUGAAAAAGGAAAACAAAACUGAAGACGAGGUUGUUGAUAAGCAGAUGCUGAUAAUGGACAAAAAGACAUCUGAGAAAGCUGAUGAAGAAGAGAAAACGGAGGAAGACGAGGAGACAGAAACUAAUACUCUCUUGAAGAAAAACGCAGUGCCAAUUAGAGGAAAAGAAAGAGAUGACAUAGUAGGAGGAGGAGGAGGAGGAAGCUGAUGCUUGUAUGUUUCCUCAAGGAGAAUUUAGUGCUUAAGUGAGCCAUGAGGGUGCAUGAGCUAUUAUAAUAAUAAGAUAUAUACUUUCUAACAAUAAUGCGUAAAAAGUAAUGAUUGACGCUUCGGCGUAAUGCAUAUAUUCGCCUCCUUUAAAAUUAGCUCUGGGGCCGUGAAAAAGUAAUCACAGCUUUCAAUCUUCAUUCAAAUAGAUCUGUUGUUUG
Eriocheir sinensis (Chinese mitten crab) is the source of this 3183-nucleotide messenger RNA. RefSeq lists its product as uncharacterized. NCBI's taxonomy places the organism in Eukaryota, Metazoa, Arthropoda, Malacostraca, Decapoda, Varunidae. The record is from RefSeq and is a predicted model, not a curated record. Bases 567 to 2963 code for a protein of 798 amino acids. The transcript has 12 exons. Gene Ontology annotation, cellular component: membrane.